AACAUCAAACUGUAUGUUUGCCAUGUCUUCAUCAUGGACAACUGUGAGGAGUUGAUGCCUGAAUAUCAUAGCUUUGUUAAGGGUAUUGUGGAUUCUGAGGAUCUUCCUCUCAACAUUUCUAGAGAAAUGCUGCAGCAGAACAAGAUCCUGAAAGUCAUCAGCAAGAACUUGGUGAAGAAGUGCAUUGACAUGUUCUUUGAAAUUGCUGAGAACAAGGAAGACUAUAACAAGCUUUACGAAGCCUUCUCUAACAACCUCAAACUUGGUAUUGAUGAGGAUUCUCAGAACAAGACAAAGCUAGCUGAAUUGCUCAGGUAUCACUCCACUAAGAGUGGUGAUGACAUGACCAGCCUGAAGGACUAUGUUACCAGGAUGAAGGAAGGACAGAAUGACAUCUACUACAUUACUGGUGAAAGCAAGAAAGCUGUCGAGAAUUCCCCCUUCCUUGAAAAGCUUAAGAAGAAGGGAUACGAGGUUCUCUACAUGGUUGAUGCUAUUGAUGACUAUGCUGUUGGUCAGCUUAAGGAAUUUGCGGGAAAGAAGUUGGUCUCUGCUAGCAAGGAAGGCCUAAAACUUGAUGAGAGCGAAGACAAGAAGAAAAAGAAGGAAGAUUGGCUGCUUAAGUUCUACCAUACCCUCACGGAAGGAACAGAGUUGGAGGUUUAUCUUGUUAUCUAA
Molecule: messenger RNA, 678 nt
Organism: Glycine soja
Lineage: Eukaryota; Viridiplantae; Streptophyta; Magnoliopsida; Fabales; Fabaceae
Product: heat shock protein 82-like
Exons: 2
Coding region: 34-678 (214 amino acids)
Biological process (GO): protein stabilization; cellular response to heat; protein folding
Cellular component (GO): perinuclear region of cytoplasm; plasma membrane; cytosol
Molecular function (GO): ATP hydrolysis activity; ATP binding; ATP-dependent protein folding chaperone
Source: RefSeq, a predicted model, not a curated record